Suricata suricatta (meerkat) is the source of this 1368-nucleotide messenger RNA. It is a transcript of the gene ERGIC3, whose product is annotated as ERGIC and golgi 3. Lineage: Eukaryota; Metazoa; Chordata; Mammalia; Carnivora; Herpestidae. Gene Ontology annotation, biological process: retrograde vesicle-mediated transport, Golgi to endoplasmic reticulum; endoplasmic reticulum to Golgi vesicle-mediated transport. Gene Ontology annotation, cellular component: Golgi membrane; COPII-coated ER to Golgi transport vesicle; endoplasmic reticulum membrane. The coding region runs from base 67 to 1236 and encodes 389 amino acids. The transcript has 13 exons. The record is from RefSeq and is a predicted model, not a curated record.
GCUCCGGGCCGGAAGCAGGAGGCUGCAGGGGCGGGCCGGCUGGCGUCCCCUUUCCGGCUGGUCCCCAUGGAGGCGCUGGGGAAGCUCAAGCAGUUCGAUGCCUACCCCAAGACUCUGGAGGACUUCCGGGUCAAGACCUGCGGGGGCGCCACGGUGACCAUUGUCAGUGGCCUUCUCAUGCUGCUACUGUUCCUGUCCGAGCUGCAGUAUUACCUCACCACUGAGGUGCAUCCUGAACUCUACGUGGACAAGUCGCGGGGAGACAAACUGAAGAUCAACAUCGACGUAUAUUUUCCGCACAUGCCUUGUGCCUAUCUGAGCAUCGAUGCCAUGGAUGUGGCUGGGGAGCAACAGCUGGAUGUGGAACACAACCUGUUCAAGCAACGGCUAGAUAAGGAUGGCAUCCCCGUGAGCUCAGAGGCCGAGCGUCAUGAGGCUUCAUUAGUGGAAAAAACGGCUUUCUUUCCCAAGGUACCAGCUCUGUUUUCAUGCCUCUUUGGCACUCUCACCCCUCGCCCCCUCUCCUGCAGGUGCUGUAACACCUGUGAGGACGUGCGGGAGGCUUAUCGCCGCCGGGGCUGGGCCUUCAAGAACCCGGACACUAUUGAGCAGUGCCGGCGAGAAGGCUUCAGCCAGAAGAUGCAAGAGCAGAAGAAUGAAGGCUGCCAGGUGUAUGGUUUCUUAGAGGUCAACAAGGUGGCCGGAAACUUCCACUUCGCUCCUGGGAAAAGCUUCCAGCAGUCCCAUGUGCACGUACAUGCUGUGGAGAUCCAUGACUUGCAGAGCUUCGGCCUUGACAACAUCAACAUGACCCACUACAUCCGGCACCUGUCAUUCGGGGAGGACUAUCCAGGCAUCGUGAACCCCCUGGACCGCACCAACGUUACUGCACCCCAAGCCUCCAUGAUGUUCCAAUACUUUGUGAAGGUGGUACCCACAGUGUACAUGAAGGUUGACGGGGAGGUGCUAAGGACAAAUCAGUUCUCUGUGACCAGACACGAGAAGGUCGCCAACGGGCUGAUGGGUGACCAGGGACUUCCUGGAGUCUUCGUGCUCUAUGAGCUCUCGCCCAUGAUGGUGAAACUGACGGAAAAGCACAGGUCCUUCACGCACUUCCUGACUGGUGUCUGUGCUAUCAUUGGGGGCAUGUUCACAGUGGCUGGACUCAUCGAUUCACUCAUCUACCACUCGGCUCGAGCUAUCCAGAAGAAAAUUGAUCUCGGAAAGACAACGUAGCUAUCUCCUUCCCUAUUUUUCCCCUUCGUCUCCUCUUUCCCUUUGGCCUUGUGGUCAUUUCCCAGCCUCCCCCCGACCCCUCUCGGAGCAACGACUCAGCACAGGUUGAUAAAUCUAUUGAUUGUGAUAGUA